This is a messenger RNA of Cataglyphis hispanica, 2495 nucleotides long. RefSeq names its product chromobox protein homolog 1-like. The transcript has 5 exons. Bases 677 to 1645 code for a protein of 322 amino acids. NCBI's taxonomy places the organism in Eukaryota, Metazoa, Arthropoda, Insecta, Hymenoptera, Formicidae. Gene Ontology annotation, molecular function: chromatin binding. The record is from RefSeq and is a predicted model, not a curated record. Gene Ontology annotation, cellular component: pericentric heterochromatin. Gene Ontology annotation, biological process: chromatin organization; negative regulation of transcription by RNA polymerase II.
GCGCAAAAAUUCACACGAUAAAUUUUGAAUGGAGGUCUGUGAAACAUUAUCGAUCGCUUAAUAUAUCGAUGUCGUAUUCAAACUAUUCCAUUGUUUCCGGUAAUAUUCAUAGUCAAUAUGGCCGCAGAGGCCAGUAACGGUUGGAGACGUCGUCUUUAUAGAGAGCAUCGAUCCCUUAAUUAAACCGGAUUAAUCGCCGAAGUUGUACUGGAUCGACAUCGAAAAGAUCGCUAUUGCCAGAAUUUAUUAUUAUAUAUGAUAUAGUGCAUGUUCACGCAUGCGUGCGAAAGAGAGGAUAACUCUCCUACCCACGGAAGGUUUGUCCCUCGGUCUCCCUGAUAACGCUAUAUUCUCUUGUACUCUCCACCAAUACAUUCGAGUGUUUGUGUACUGUGUAUAUCGAAAGCGCGUCUCGCGGCGAGUUAUAAAAGCAAUAGUGUGCACAAGAGCGUAAUCUCGUCUGAACGUAAACUCUGUUGAAACGAUUUAGAACGCGGCGGGAAGAGAAAAAACAUCGACGGAGAGUGCGAGAGAGAGAGAGAGUGCGAGAGAGAGAGAGAGAGAGAGAGAGAGAGCCGCGACCCGGGGCUUACCGUGUUCAUAGUGUUCGCGAAUCGUUAAUCGAGGAGGCCUUCACGCGGAGGGAUCGUCGCGUCAACAAUAGUGCGGAGAUAUCAUGCGUCGGCUUAGCAUGAAAAACAAACGUAGAAAGUCCGAGACUACGAGCGAGAGUGAGACGGAGGAAAAUGGCGGCACGCGCGCAGCCAGCGAGAACGCUGGCAAUGGCGAUACGCAAACCGGCAGGAACAACAACUUGUCCGCCACGCGUAGAGGCGCCUCGAAGAGACGCUCGCUGCGCGGCGCACUGGGGCAAAAGCCGGCGGCGCACGCGGAUGACAGCGUCGCGACGGACGAUUCCGAUGUGGAAAAGGAGCGGGAGAACGGCGAGAAGUCUGCUGCCGGUCAAAAGUCCUCGCCUAACAAACGCAGACGGAAGGAGGAUCAGAAAGCGUCCACGUCGGCCCGCGAGGUGGACAAGUCCGGCGUCGAAUACGAGGUAGAGAAACUUAUCGAUGUUCGUGUUAGUAAAGGGAACCGACAGUUUUUGGUACGAUGGAAGGGUUAUGGAGAAUCUGCUGACACUUGGGAAAAUGAGAAGGAUCUGAAUUGUCCUCAAUUAAUAGAAAAGUUUUUAGCUAACGAAGAGGAACAAGAGACAAAAUCGAUAAAAACUGGAUCGACGAAAACAGACAAAUCGAAAAAAUCGAAAGCUUCUCCAAAAAAACAAAAUGAAAAUGACGAACAAAACAAUAAAGACGAUAAAGAAACUUUGAAGGAAUUUGAAGUAGAAAAAAUAAUCGAAGUACGUUUUAAGAAGAAUGGCACGAAAGAAUUUUUAAUCAGAUGGAAAGGGUUCAGUCCGGCCGACGACACGUGGGAGCCUGAGAAGAACCUGAAUUGUUCGGAACUUAUCGCCAAAUUUAUGCAGAAGGUGGAAAAAGCAAAGACUCAGGAAAUGCGCGAACUUAGGACAAACCGAGUGCAUACCAAACGAUACACAUUGUCGACAUGCGAUCAUGGGAGAAGAUUGUCCAAACGUAAUAAAGAUAAGCAAAGGACAACUUAUCACGAGUGCGAUGAAUAAAGAAUGUCAUGGUCCCAGUAUCUGUAUUUUAUUCAAAGAAUUUACUUUAUACAUAUAGUCCGUAGUUUUACAAAAGAGAGAAUUAAGAGCAUUUUGCGAGAGAAAGGAACCAAAAGAAAUAUAUCAAAACAUGAAUAAUUUGCUAUAUAUGAUACUAGAGAUUAUCACAGUACGUGAUAUAUACACAUUCUCUCUUUGAAAAGAUGAAGAGCCAUAUGAAUAAGACAGAGAUGUGUGUGUGUGUAUAUGUGUGUGGAUCGGUCUGUAUACGCGAUAUGCUAUGUACUUUUUUUUUUUUCCAGAAACGUUAUGUAUAAAUUGCAUAUAGAUAAUUGAAUAAGCAACAAUCUUUCAUUUUAAUAUUGUAUUAUUUUUGCAAGAUGAGCAAAUUUCAUACAAAAGAUAUUGUAUUUAAAUAACUUUAUGUACAAUUUUAUGUACAAUAUUGUAUCUUUAUAAGGAUUACAACUAUAAUUUUCUUGGGAGGAAAUCUUAAUUAUUUCAAAAAAUUAAAACUUUGAAUAAGUAUAUAUUACAAUAAGCACAAGAUAUUAGAGAAGCACAAGGCAAUAUUAUAUUGUGAAUAAUUUCAACUACAAAGUACAGUCGGCAAUCUUGUUGAAUCUAUCAUAUUAUAUGCGAAUAGAUGCGUAUAUGUAGAUCUGAGAUAAAGUGAAUUGUUUUGCUGAUUAAAUCUUUCCCCCAUUGAAUAUUUAUUUAAAAUUUUAAUGAAACGUAAUUGUAAUGUGAUAUUCUCCAUGAUAUAUUUUUCAAAGAUUUUUGGAACUAUUGAGGGGAAGGGGGGAUUGAUAGUUAUAAGAAAAUUAAAGAAAAUGCUAGUGUUUAAGAA